Molecule: messenger RNA, 2105 nt
Organism: Lates calcarifer (barramundi perch)
Lineage: Eukaryota; Metazoa; Chordata; Actinopteri; Centropomidae
Product: rho guanine nucleotide exchange factor 39
Exons: 5
Biological process (GO): positive regulation of cell migration
Cellular component (GO): plasma membrane
Molecular function (GO): guanyl-nucleotide exchange factor activity
Source: RefSeq, a predicted model, not a curated record
AUCUCUUUUGGUUCAUUUGGAGAAUGGCUACUUUGGCCGAGGUUUCGACCAGUUCUGUCCACAUCUGCAACACUACAAUACGUAUGUGGACAACGUCUAUAAUGCCAACAAAGUGCUUGGGAUCCAGCUGAAGAAAAACAAGGCCUUCAGACGUUUUAAGAAACUACAGGAAACACGACCAGAGUUCAACAACCAUAAGCUGGAGGACCUGCUCCAACUUCCCAUUCAGCGGAUUGAUCAGUAUAAACAUUUCUUACAAGACCUGACUGCAAACAUAAGUCCAGACAAUCCAGAGUUUCAGCAGCUCUCCAGGGCGGUCACGGCGGUGUGUGAGGUGUCCCAGCGUAUCCAGAACAACACCCGGCGCCAUGAGAACCACCUGCAGCUCUGCCGGGUGCAGAAACUGCUAAAGGGACGAAAGACAAAGGUGCUGUCUGCAGAACCUGGCCUUCACGUUGAUCUGCUCGUCCUGCCAAUCUCCCCAAGGACCAAUUAAAGCCCAGUCUCAUCUCACGGACCAGCAGAUAAAAAGGAAGCUGGAGUGUGUUUGCUGGAAGUGAACAUGUGUGUGAAGCCAUGAGUGUGUGUGUUUGCUUGGCUAUGCAGGCUUGCUUUGUGUGUGUAUUUAUGGAUGUGUUGAUGUAGGCUGGGAGCGAGCACUGAAUAGCAGCUCAUCUCUCUAAUGCCGAUGUGGGAAGUUUCAAAAGCUUCCUCUCAUCCAAGCUCUCAGGCUCUCGCAACUCCGCCGGCUUCCUUUCCAGCCAAUAAAGCCUCGGUCCCACCAGACAGACUUCAGAGCGGCAACAGCACCACCCCGCCCUUGCAACCCCAUGCCGACCCAUUCUACUUCCUUCCCACCAAUACCACCUCUAAUGUGGGUAAAAGAAAAGCGCUGCCUUUUACAGAUGAGAGGCAUCAGAUCCUCUCAAACAUAUUAAGUAGCUCUGUAGGAGAUGAGGGGGGCGAUUGUGAGACACAAAGCCUGAAUCAAUGGGACAUUGAUACAGCAGACAGUCAGCCUGUUUCCCUGGGAGGCUGCAUAUUUGUGUCUGCCAGCCUGUUCCUUCAAUUUAAAACCAAGAUGUUUUACAUUUUCUAUUUUGUCUCACAUUGAUUUUUUUCCAAUUUAUAUCCCUUUAUGCCCCUGACUGCACGUAAUUGUGUUUUGUUUUUUGUCAUUUUUAUGUAUUUCAUUUUUGUCUCAGGUGUCUAGAGCUCAAUUAGACUACCUUAUGAAAUUAAGCAUUAUUAUAAGUUUGGGAGGGAAACAAGAGAGACAAAUGAAGAAACAUUUCCUUGUUUUGUCGUUGUAUUCCCUGUUUCCUUUGAAAAUUUUCCUCCUACACAGACCCAUCAAAUUUUGUCUCCUUUUUAGUGCUGAAACAUUUAUAUGAUUUAUCGUCAGUCACAUAAAAUGACCAGUGAGUCAUUUAAGUCACUCCAGCUUCUCCAAUGUGAGGAUGUGAGGUGCCUCUGUCCAGUUUAUAUCAUUAUGAAAUUAAUAUCUUUGUAUUUCAGACCACUGUUCAUCUUGGGGAAUUCUGGUGAAGUCUAAUGAGUAGUUUUUUUUUUUUUUAAACAAUGUUCUGACAUUUCAUAUUGACAAUUGACAAUUGUUUGAACUUGUCACUAGGCCCUGCAGUGGGAACCAGGCAGUGCGAUCAUAAAUGUAUUGGGCCCCAUGACAGGAAACACCAUUCUCCAGUCUUAACCUUUAACAUACCUUUAAGCUGCUUUAAACUCCUACUGUCACCCAAGCAAAGAACAGAAACGUGGCAGCUUGACCCAGCCUGUAAAUGCGGAAUGAUUGUUGGAUGUUGAGAUCUUCUACUUGUUUGUGUUUUUGUUUAUUCCUUGACUGAACCUCUUUGCUCAUUGUAGCUCAUUCUCUACUAAUGUGACUGAAUUGCACCUACACAUACUAGGCUAACUAGCACACUACCUGAGCCACUAUAUAACCACUCUUGUACAACCACCAUCCUAGCAAGCAACUGAUCAUGUACCUUUGUUUGAAGUAUCAUGAGUUAACAUUCACUGUACUAUCCUAUCUUUGCCCACUCACUCAUUUUUGAAAACCGUACAUUAUACUCACAGUUUCACUUUGU